AGUAUUUAGUAGUCUUUUAGCAAAGAUAUAAAUAUUGUGAAACGAAAAUAUUUAAAUAAGUGCCUGCAAAAUAUUAUUUACCAGUGUGAAUCUGGAAUUAAGUACCGUUUUUCGCGAACUUAAAGGCGAUUAAAAAUUACCACCAGCACAUACGAAUUUGUGCUUUGAAAACUAUGAAAUAUCGUUAUUGUAAACAAAAAUAAGGAAUCGUUAUCAGUCAAGAUGUCUUCGCUUCAAUUUCGUGCUAGCAAAAAUAUUUUUUGCUCAUUAAGAUUAAGGACACCAAAAACUCGCACACUGGGAUAUGCAACAUCAUUAGCCAGAAAAGAGAGUGAGGAGAAAUCAACUGUUAAUGCCGGAGAUAUCAAACUGCAUGCCAAGUUAAGGGACCAAUGGUGGGACCCCAAUGGACCCAUGAAACCAUUACAUGCUUUCAAUAUGAUUAGAGUGCCAUUUGUAAGAGACGGCUUAGUACACUCUCCACCAGAUCAGAGAACCAGUACACCUCUCUUGGGAAAGAAGAUCUUAGACAUUGGGUGUGGAGGAGGAAUUCUUUCAAUGCCAUUAGCUAAACUAGGCGCCGAGGUGACUGGCGUCGACGCCAGUAAGGAGCUGAUAGAAAUGGCCCAAGAGCACAGCCAGACGCACCCCCCUGCACCUGGAAAACUGCCCACAUAUAUAUGCACGUCGAUUGAGGAACACGCAAAAGAUAAUGCCAACGUCUACGACGGAGUAGUGGCUUCGGAAAUUAUAGAACACAUCGAAAAUGACAAAAAGGAAUUGUUCGUCAAAUCCUGCAUACACACGCUGAAGCCGGGCGGAAGGAUUUUCUUCACGACUCCUACAAGAACUAGGUUGACACAGUUCACAGCGAUAUGCUUAGCGGAGAAUGUGCUGAAGGCUAUACCGAAGGGAACACACCAGUAUGAGAAGUUCACUACGCCGAACGAAAUGACGUUGUUAUUAGAGAGAAACGGUUGCCACGUGGAAGCGGUCCUCGGCAGCUUCUACAACAUACUCCAAAACAAGUGGCAUUGGAUCAGUUCCACCACCUUAUUCUUUGCUCUGCAAGCCAUUAAACUAGAUGAAUCCUUACCGAGAUAACCAACGCAACAUGAAUGUUCUCAUACUUUCUAGUCGUAUAAUAUAUGAAACGAAUGAAAU
Molecule: messenger RNA, 1164 nt
Organism: Cydia amplana
Lineage: Eukaryota; Metazoa; Arthropoda; Insecta; Lepidoptera; Tortricidae
Product: ubiquinone biosynthesis O-methyltransferase, mitochondrial-like
Exons: 6
Coding region: 223-1104 (293 amino acids)
Biological process (GO): ubiquinone biosynthetic process
Cellular component (GO): mitochondrion
Molecular function (GO): 2-methoxy-6-polyprenyl-1,4-benzoquinol methyltransferase activity
Source: RefSeq, a predicted model, not a curated record